CCUCCACUGUUAACGCUUUCUGAUGCUUAAUUUGAAACUUUGAGUCUUGGAGCUGCAAUCUGCUUCGUGACAAUGGAGUCAGAGGGGAAGCAUAAGGAGGAAGAAGGAGGAGGAGGAGAGAAAGCGAAGAAGGAAGAAGAGGGUGAGUACUGUAGUACGCCAACCGGUUCAGGGAAUCGAAUACCAGAAAUUAAGAAUUGCCCUCCUGCUCCAAGAAAGAGAAGACGAUCGCCAUCAUCAUCAUCAUCAUCUUCGACGUUGACGAGGAGAUCAUCAUUCACAGAUCACGAGUUGCACUUCUUCGAGGAAACCAGGCUUCAGGAGUUUUCCGUCACAACCAAGCUCCAGCCGAGCAUUCACGGUCUAAUGGCUCCAAAGCGUGCUGAGAAUAUCGUGGUCAGAUCCACCAGAAAAGUCGUCCAAGAAAGAACGGUUGAAGUUUCUGUUGUUAAAAGAUCAACGAGGGCAAACAAAGACACCGAAUUGGAAGGAGGAAACACUUCGACCAAAGACCAUGUUAGAACCAUUCCUGUCAAGAAGUGACUCCUGAACUCCUGAA
This is a messenger RNA of Neltuma alba, 559 nucleotides long. RefSeq names its product cyclin-dependent protein kinase inhibitor SMR2-like. The coding region runs from base 73 to 543 and encodes 156 amino acids. The transcript has 2 exons. The record is from RefSeq and is a predicted model, not a curated record. Gene Ontology annotation, biological process: regulation of DNA endoreduplication. Lineage: Eukaryota; Viridiplantae; Streptophyta; Magnoliopsida; Fabales; Fabaceae.